CAUUAAUUUAAAAUCAAUAGUUCGAAGGGAGGGAGACAGAGCUGUGUUUAACUUUAAACACAAUGCCAGCCUUUGAACCCAAAAAUCAACGUUUAAACUCAGAGAAUUCGAAAAUUUCAAAGAAGUUUCGAAUCAAAUACACCGAUCCCAAUGCUACAGAUUCAUCUAGUGAAGAAGAAGAAGAGAAUCAAAUUGUGGGUAUUAAACGAAUCGUCAAAGAGAUUUCUUGGUCAACCGUUGUUUUAGAUAAUGACUUCACCAGUUCUUCUUCAAUGACGGCGAAGGGUGUUCGAAAAAGGCCUUGGGGUAAAUUCGCUGCUGAAAUUAGAGAUCCUUUUACAAAGAAACGAUUAUGGCUUGGUACUUUUGAUACUGAAAAGGAAGCUGCCGUUGUUUAUAAUAAAAAGAAACGUGAAUUUCAAAUUAUGUCGGCGGCGGCGGAAGAUGAGUUGUAUUGUCGACGGUCGCCGUCGUCGGUGCUUGAUGUUUGUGUUGGUAAGGUUGAAGAUGAAACUGAUAUGAAACGGCACGUGGUGAAGAAAGUUGUGAAAGAAAGUAGAAUUAUAGAGCCAUGUAAAAGGACUAUAGAAGAAGAUGAAGUAUGUGUUAAUGCUGUUUGGGACGAUGUAGGAUCGGUUAUGGAGUUAUCAUGGGAACCUCCCCCGCCGUUAUGGGAUGAGGAGCUUUUGGGGCCUUGUUGCCUUCAAGAUACGGUGGAUUACGGGCUGACGUUGCCGGAGAAUCUGCCGGCGAUUGAAACAGACUUUGUGCAAGAUAUGGCUUGGGUGGAUGAAUUUUUCAACGUGGAAAGCGAGUAAAACUCAAUUUUGUUAGUGUUGUUGCGGGAGCUGUUAAUUUUUGGGAGAAGUGUACGAGAAAAUCGUAAAAUUUUUAGUUAUUCAAUAUUAUUUUUCAUAAAAAUUCUAUUUUUUUCUUUUAUUUUAUUAAUUUUACUGAACAUUAAUAUAUGUCUGAGAGUUUGAAAAAGCGCGUCCGGAUAGUACAUUAGAUAAAAAUAUUAAAUUACAAUAAACAACCAUACUAAACUUAUUAAAAGAUUUAACCAUACUUCGUAACCUUCUUUAUUAGUUUUAUUUGUAAAUUACAGUUUUGUCCACUCUAUUAUGAGGUCUCUGUAUUUCUUUUAUAAAAUUGAUUUUUUU
Gossypium raimondii (Peruvian cotton) is the source of this 1163-nucleotide messenger RNA. RefSeq names its product ethylene-responsive transcription factor ERF117. The coding region runs from base 63 to 818 and encodes 251 amino acids. Gene Ontology annotation, biological process: regulation of DNA-templated transcription. Lineage: Eukaryota; Viridiplantae; Streptophyta; Magnoliopsida; Malvales; Malvaceae. Gene Ontology annotation, molecular function: DNA binding; DNA-binding transcription factor activity. The record is from RefSeq and is a predicted model, not a curated record. The transcript has a single exon.